GCACAUCGCGGCCGUGUUUGGCAAUUUGGACGCAUUGAACAGCGUGGUGGAGGCGACCGCGUGGCCGAACGGCCGGCCGAUGGCGCUGCAGGGUCCAGCCCCGAGCAGCGCGUGCUCCAAGGGGGACAUCGACGGCGUCCUGUUCGCGGGGUUCCAGGGGGCCGCGGAGAGGGGCGCCGCUGUGGACCUCUCCCGCGCGGCGGGUCUCCAGCCAGCGCGCUGCCUGGAGCGGCUGCUCAGAUACGAAUGGCGGACCCAGUGCCGCGUGAAGUUAUCCGACGAGGCUCCGUGCCUGCUCGCAGUGGUGGGCGGGGAGUUGGCGACGGUCCGCGUUGGCGACAGCGCCCUGCGAUGUGAAUGGCGCGGCGUUUGGAGGACAUGGGAGGAGCUGCGCAACAACCAGGCAGCGCAGGACCUUAUCCAGAUGAGCACGGACGUGCUGUCCCUUGCUGGCUGGGGCGCGAAUCGCUCGAGGGUGCAG
Prorocentrum cordatum is the source of this 481-nucleotide messenger RNA. NCBI's taxonomy places the organism in Eukaryota, Dinophyceae, Prorocentrales, Prorocentraceae. The record is from the annotation of a GenBank genome assembly.